Candidula unifasciata is the source of this 3666-nucleotide messenger RNA. NCBI's taxonomy places the organism in Eukaryota, Metazoa, Mollusca, Gastropoda, Stylommatophora, Geomitridae. The record is from the annotation of a GenBank genome assembly.
GUUUCCAAAGCCUGCACAUCCAUAUGUCAGUGGACGCAAGCCAUGUAUAAAUACCACUUCGUAGCUAAAGCUGUGGCACCCAAAAGGGAGAAGCUGAGAAUAGCAAAAGAAGAACUUGCAGAGACUCAGAGAAUUUUGGAUGCUGCAAAACUGCAGCUGCAACAAGUGGAGGAAGGCAUUGCUACUCUGCAGGCCAAGUACAAUGACUGUGUCCAGAAGAAGGAUGAACUGGACAACAAAUGCAAGGAAUGUGAGGCCAGGCUUAACAGAGCUGACAAGCUUAUUGGAGGACUGGCUGAUGAAAAAGACAGAUGGAAGGAAUCUGUGGAGACUCUAGAGAAGAUCAUUGACAACUUUGUUGGGGAUAUACUUGUUUCGUCUGCUUGCAUUGCUUACCUAGGGCCCUUUACUGGUGAGUACAGACAAGAAAUGGUCACUGACUGGAUUAGUAACUUGGACAGACACAAAGUUCCACGAACAGAAGAACCAUCAUUAAUCGGCUCAAUGAGCAACCCUGUGAAGAUUCGAAGUUGGCAGAUUGCUGGGUUGCCAAAAGACAACCUGUCAGUGGAAAAUGGUGUCAUAGUUGAGUUUUCUCGCAGGUGGUCACUUUUCAUUGACCCACAGGGACAAGCUAAUAAGUGGAUCAAGAAUAUGGAAAGAGAUGCAGGGCUGGAUGUCAUCAAACUGUCAGACAAAGAUUUCCUCCGCAGUUUAGAGAAUGCUGUACGGUUUGGCAAGCCAUGUUUGCUGGAGAAUAUUGGGGUUGAACUGGACCCAGCUCUGGAACCAAUUUUGUUGAGACAGACAUACAAGCUACAGGGCAGUACAGUGAUCAAGCUUGGAGACUCCAUCAUCCCCUACCAUGAAGAUUUCAAGUUCUACAUGACAACAAAAUUGCCGAACCCACAUUACACACCAGAAGUGUCGACCAAGGUUACUCUUGUUAACUUUACUCUCUCUCCAAGUGGUCUAGAGGACCAGCUUCUGGGUAUUGUUGUCGCUGAAGAGCGCCCUGAUCUUGAGGAAGCCAAGAACCAGCUGAUUGUCAGCAAUGCUAAGAUGAAGCAGGAGCUGAAGGAGAUUGAAGACCGCAUCCUUCUUCGUCUGAGCUCAUCGGAAGGAAGCCCUGUGGAUGAUCUUGAUCUAAUUCAGGUUCUAGCUGAUUCCAAAAGUAAAUCACUCGAAAUCAAGGCAAUACUUGUGGCAGAACACACAGAGAAAGACAUUGACAGGACCAGAAGUCAGUACAUCCCUGUGGCUGUCAACACUCAGAUCCUGUUCUUCUGUGUGGCAGACAUGGCCAACAUUGACCCUAUGUAUCAGUAUUCUCUGGAGUGGUUUAUCAGUAUCUUCUUGGGAGGCAUUUCUCAAGCUGACAGAGCAGAUAAGAUUCCUGAACGGAUCAAGAACAUUAACAAAUUCUUCACCUUUAGUCUGUAUUCCAACGUGUGCCGCAGUUUGUUUGAGAAACACAAACUACUGUUUGCCUUCCUGCUGUGUGUGCGGAUUCAGAUGCAUGAAGGAAUCAUUGAUAUGAAUGAAUGGAGGAUUCUUAUUUCUGGAGGUACUCACAGACCCAAAGAUUGGCCAAAUCCAGAUCCACAGUGGAUUUCUGAAAGAUCCUGGAGUGAAAUUCUCACACUUCCAGCACUCCCUACUUUUGCUAAAUUUGCAGAAGAUUUCAAACACCAUCUUGUUGAAUUUGAGAGAAUUUUUGACAGCCCAGAUCCACACAGGGAAAAGUUGCCAGGAAAAUGGGGACAAAAUCUGGAUAAAUUCCAGGCCAUUCUUGUCCUCAAGGCCUUGCGUCCAGACAAGGUGACCAAUGCCAUGCAGGAUUAUGUUGCCGAAAACAUGGGUCAAAGGUUCAUUGAACCUCAAACCUCUGACCUGGGUCUUGUGUACAAAGAUUCGUCACCAACCACCCCACUGGUAUUUGUGCUGUCACAAGGUACUGAUCCUGCCAAUGACCUUUACAAAUUUGCAGAGACAAUGAGAUUUGCAAAGAAGCUAACUGCAAUUUCUCUUGGUCAAGGACAGGGACCUCGUGCUGACGCCAUGAUGAGAGAAGCCAUGGAAAGAGGCAAAUGGGUUUUCUUCCAGAACUGUCAUUUGGCUCCCAGUUUCAUGCCCAUGCUAGAAAGACUUGUAGAACACAUUGACCCAGACAAGGUUCACCGGGACUUCAGACUAUGGCUGACCAGUAUGCCGAGUGAGAAGUUUCCAGUUUUUAUUUUACAGAACAGCUCCAAGAUGACUGUUGAACCACCAAAGGGGAUUAAAGCCAACCUUGCUGUUCCAGAAUUUAAGCAUCUGUUGCUCUCGUUGUGUUUAUUCCAUGGCGUUGUCAUUGAAAGAAGAAAAUUUGGAGCCCUUGGAUUCAACAUUCCGUAUGAGUUCACAGACGGGGAUCUCAGAAUAUGUAUCAGCCAGCUCAAAAUGUUUUUGAUGGAAUACACAGAAAUACCAUUUAAGGUUCUUGUGUAUACAGCUGGACAUAUCAACUAUGGAGGUCGUGUGACAGACGAUUGGGACAGAAGGUGUCUCAUGAAUAUUCUUGGAGGGUUCUACAAAAGUGAUGUCAUCAAAGAGGGCUUCACUUACUCUGAAUCUGGGAUCUACAAACAGAUCAGCACUGAUAAUGAGCUCAAUGGAUAUCUGAGUUACAUCCGAAGCUUGCCCAUUAAUGACACGCCAGAAAUGUUUGGUCUCCAUGAGAACGCAAAUAUUACAUUUGCACAGAAUGAGACAUUUAUGUUGCUGGAAGACUUGGUCAAGCUGCAGCCAAAGACAUCUUUAGGAGGAGGCUUGUCCAGGGAAGAAGUUAUGGAAAACACAGCUCAAGCGAUCCUUAAGCAAGUUCCUAAAGCUGUGGAUUUGGCCAAUGUCAUGACCAAAUACCCUGUAUUGUAUGACCAGUCAAUGAACACAGUCCUUGUGCAGGAAGUCAUUCGCUACAAUCGACUACUGAAUGUUAUCCACCAAUCGCUACAUGAUCUCCAAAAGGCCCUCAAAGGCUUGGUUGUCAUGUCUCAACAGUUGGAGGAUAUGGCCAAUAGCCUCUUCAACAAUGCAGUGCCCACAGUUUGGGCAACAAAGGCUUACCCUUCCCUCAAACCCUUAGCCUCAUGGGUGCUUGACCUCAUCUCAAGAAUGAACUUCAUCCAUUCCUGGAUUGAUGAAGGCAUUCCUUCUGUGUACUGGAUUUCUGGGUUUUUCUUCCCCCAAGCAUUCUUGACUGGAACAUUGCAGAAUUAUGCCAGAAAAAGUGUCAUCUCUAUUGAUUCCAUAACUUUUGAGUUUCAGAUACUGAAGGACUCUUACACCGAGCUGACAUCUGCACCAAAAGAUGGCUGCUACAUCCGUGGUCUGUUCGCAGAAGGGGCACGCUGGGACAGCACUCAGCACAUGUUAGCAGAGUCCCGGCCUAAAGAGCUGUACACAGACAUGCCUGUGAUCUGGCUUAUUCCAGUUCCCAACCGAAAAGUUCCAAUAACUGAUAUCUAUGACUGCCCUGUCUAUAAGACUUUAACCAGAGCAGGUACACUCUCCACCACCGGACAUUCCACCAACUUUGUCUUCUCUGUGGAAAUUCCCACUGACAAGCCACAGGAGCACUGGAUCAAGAGAGGUGUAGCAUUGCUGUGUGCUCUCAACUACUAA